AUGGCCUUAUCCGUCUCCAGCCUCCUGUCUAGCGAUGACUACGAGCACCGAACCUGCGGCAUGCAGCACGGGCUGCUGGCUCAGGUGCGUGUGGCCAUGCAGGCCUUGCCCGAUGAGGGGCCUGCCCAGGAACUCUGCCAGAAAGUGCUGGACCUGCUUCCGGGAGCCCGUGCAGGCGUCCUCCUGGCCCCAGCUAUGGGCAAGGCCUUUGCCAGUGCCGUGCGGGGUGAGGAGCCGGACUUGGUGGUGUGGCUGCUGCCAGACCCGACCGAUGUCGACUCCAAGCAGACCACUUUCGUGAAGACCGGUGCAGAGAACCUGGAGGAGACUUUCAGUGCAAUGUACAAGCUCUCAUGGCCAACGCCCCCUGACGUGGCGUAG
Messenger RNA from Symbiodinium natans, 381 nucleotides. The record is from the annotation of a GenBank genome assembly. Lineage: Eukaryota; Dinophyceae; Suessiales; Symbiodiniaceae.